Messenger RNA from Paramisgurnus dabryanus, 6727 nucleotides. The record is from RefSeq and is a predicted model, not a curated record. Lineage: Eukaryota; Metazoa; Chordata; Actinopteri; Cypriniformes; Cobitidae.
CUUUACAGAAGAGCAACAGAUUGAUUGAAGUGAGGAUGCCAAGGUGUAAAACCAACUGCAUUGAAAAGCCUAUGUCUGUUGCUUUUGAAAAGCUCGGUUAUGUUAUUGGUGUCUAUCCAUAUGUGUUUCUUUUCGCUUCAUGUCUUACAAUGGCUCUUGGAAGUGGUUUUAUCUGUCUUUCUAAGCUGGAGGCAAAUGAUAUCGAAGACCAGUUCACACCUGUGAAUGGACCUGCUAAGCUUGAGAGGGAGACUGUAGUGAAACACCUCCGACAACCUGAGGAGUUUUCUCUUCUACGACUCGUAUCUGAAGGAAAAUAUGCCUCUUUGAUCAUUACAGGCAAAAAGAAAACAAACAUAUUAACUGAGACGGCGUUUAAUGAAAUCAUUGAUCUGGAUAGAAAAGUAAAAAAUAUCAACACGGACAACAGCACUUUUGAAAAGCUUUGCGCCCGUUUAAAAGGAAAGUGUAUGUCAAAUCCAAUUUUAGAUAUAAUCAAUUACGACUCCAGUAAAAUCAAGUCUAUAACCAUUACGUAUCCCCUGCAUAAUGGCACGUUUAUGGGAACGAGUCUAGGCGGUGUAAAUCUAAUGGCUGAAAGCUCAGAAAUAAACACAACGAAUGCAGUCAGGCUUUAUUAUUUUUUAAAUGAAAACUCAUUGCAACAAAUAGAAAAGUGGCUUGAUGCUUUCCUCAAAGUCUUCUCAAAAUAUUCAGGGAACAAAGAAGUACGCGUGUCUUACUUUACAUCAAAAUCAAGACAGGAGGAAUUAGAGGCCACAUUAGACUCUGUGAUCCCCCUGUUCUCUAUCACAUAUUGUUUGGCCAUCAGCAUUUCAAUCUUUUUUUGUCUGAGGUUAGACUGUGUUCGAACUAAAGUAUGGGUUGCAUUAGCCGGGGUCCUCUCUGCUGGUAUGGCUGUGCUUGUCAGUUUUGGGUUGCUGCUGUUUUGUGAAACGCCAUUCUCCAUGACGGUUGCCACAGUUCCUUUUCUGAUUCUUGGUAAAGUUAUUUCGGUUCACACAGCGGCUUCUGCUGGAGCUUUACAGAAGAGCAACAGAUUGAUUGAAGUGAGGAUGCCAAGGUGUAAAACCAACUGCAUUGAAAAGCCUAUGUCUGUUGCUUUUGAAAAGCUCGGUUAUGUUAUUGGUGUCUAUCCAUAUGCGUUUCUUUUCGCUUCAUGUCUUACAAUGGCUCUUGGAAGUGGUUUUAUCUGGCUUUCUAAGCUGGAGGCAAAUGAUAUCGAAGACCAGUUCACACCUGUGAAUGGACCUGCUAAGCUUGAGAGGGAGACUUUAGUAAAACACCUCCGACAACCUGAGGAGUUUUCUCUUCUACGACUCGUAUCUGAAGGAAAAUAUGCCUCUUUGAUCAUUACAGGCAAAAAGAAAACAAACAUAUUAACUGAGACGGCGUUUAAUGAAAUCAUUGAUCUGGAUAGAAAAGUAAAAAAUAUCAACACGGACAACAGCACUUUUGAAAAGCUUUGCGCCCGUUUAAAAGGAAAGUGUAUGUCAAAUCCAAUUUUAGAUAUAAUCAAUUACAACUCCAGUAAAAUCAAGUCUAUAACCAUUACGUAUCCCCUGCAUAAUGGCACGUUUAUGGGAACGAGUCUAGGCGGUGUAAAUCUAAUGGCUGAAAGCUCAAAAAUAAACACAACGAAUGCAGUCAGGCUUUAUUAUUUUUUAAAUGAAAACUCAUUGCAACAAAUAGAAAAGUGGCUUGAUGCUUUCCUCAAAGUCUUCUCAAAAUAUUCAGGGAACAAAGAAGUACGCGUGUCUUACUUUACAUCAAAAUCAAGACAGGAGGAAUUAGAGGCCACAUUAGACUCUGUGAUCCCCCUGUUCUCUAUCACAUAUUGUUUGGCCAUCAGCAUUUCAAUCUUUUUUUGUCUGAGGUUAGACUGCGUUCGAACUAAAGUAUGGGUUGCAUUAGCCGGGGUCCUCUCUGCUGGUAUGGCUGUGCUUGUCAGUUUUGGGUUGCUGCUGUUUUGUGAAACGCCGUUCUCCAUGACGGUUGCCACAGUUCCUUUUCUGAUUCUUGGUAUUGGAGUUGAUGAUAUGUUUAUUAUGAUCUCCUGCUGGCAGAAGACAAGAGUUGAUAAAGACGUGGGAGAUCGCUUGGCAGAAACGUAUAAAGAGGCAGCUGUGUCCAUCACUAUAACCACGCUGACGGACGUCCUCUCUUUCUACAUUGGUCUCUUGACUCCGUUUCGCUCAGUGCAAUCUUUCUGUUUGUACGCUAGUACGGCCAUUCUCUUCUGUUAUGUCUUCAACAUCACAUUCUUCGGUGCUUGUCUUGCACUGAACGGACGGCGAGAGAAAGGCAACAAACAUUGGCUCACCUGCAUGAAAGUUCCUGAAGUGACGAGUGAUAAUGUGACCGGUAAUAUUUGCUGUGUCGGUGGUGCUUAUAACGAAAACACAGGUACUGAUUUAGAAACGCCUAUAGAUUUGUUCUUUAAAAACCACUAUGGACCUUUUCUGACAAAGACAUGGGUUAAGGUUUGCGUGUGCGUGUUUUACGCUGGUUAUUUAGCGGCCAGCAUCUAUGGAUGUUUUCAAAUACAGGAAGGACUUGACGUGAAAAAUUUAGCAGCGGACAACUCGUACGUCGGUAAUUACUAUGAUGAUGAAGAUAAAUAUUUUUCCACUUAUGGUCCCAAUGUCAUGUUAGUCAUGACAGACGAAAACUUUCAGUACUGGAAUUCAUCUGCACGUUCUCAAAUAAAAAAAUGCCUGGACCUUUUUCAGAAUCUGCCGGUGGCUUGCAAUGACUCAAAAAUCUCACCAAUUUCUUGGCUUCAUGCGUAUAUGCAGUAUGGAAAUGAUUCUGGUCUAAAUUUAAAUGAUGAAAUACAAUUCAAAGAAAAUUUAACUUACUUUCUAUCUGACGUUCGUUUUUUUGGUUUCAGUCAAGAUGUCAACUUCAGUGACAAUACCAUUUAUGCAUCGCGCAUGUUCAUUCAGACGAUGAACAUCAGCACAUCGGUCGAUGAGAAGAAUAUGCUGAAUGCAUUCAGAGAAACAGCAGAAAAAUGUGGACAGUUUCAGCCCCCUAUUAAUCUAACCGUGUACCACCCCAUGUUUAUCUAUUUUGACCAAUAUGACUUCAUAGUAAGUUCUACGAUCCAAAAUGUAAUAGUUACUACAUGCGCCAUGUUACUUAUUUCACUCUUGCUGAUACCAAAUCCUAUUUGUUCAGCUUGGGUGACAUUUGCCAUAGCGUCUGUCUUCGUGGGUGUGGCUGGUUUCAUGGCAUUAUGGGAUGUUAGUUUAGACUCAAUAUCUAUGAUCAUUCUUAUUAUCUGUAUUGGUUUUUCCGUAGACUUCUCUGCUCAUAUAUCCUAUGCUUUUGUGUCAAGCGAACGAUCGUCCGCAAAUGACAAAGCCAUAGAUGCUAUCUAUAACCUGGGCUACCCGGUAAUACAAGGAGCGGUGUCCACUAUCGCAGGUGUAAUUGUGCUCGCUGGUGCGGAAAGCUACAUCUUCCGAACCUUCUUUAAAAUCAUGUUCCUAGUCAUUCUUAUCGGGGCUGUGCACGGCAUCACAUUCAUACCCGUCUUCCUGACUUUCUUUGGGACGUGUGGCCAGACGUGUUCUGUCAAACUUGAAAAACAUAAACGAAGUCACGACCAGUCCAAUGAUAGAAAGGAUCAGAAAGUAGCAACAGUGAUAAGUAAUAAUGGAAUUAUCCAGACCGAUAUCAAAGCCUUUACUCAAAAUAAUGUCAGCUAUUAUUACGGCAUUGAUUAUAAAACUGGUAUGGGAACAAUAGUCGCAGGAGCACUGCCAGUUGAUCCUGACUGUUACUGAUACUUAAAUAAAGGUGUGUGAGGUGUGCCUAGAAUGUGUCUGUGAAGUUUAGCUCAAAAUACCCCACAGAUCAUUUAUUAUAACAUGUCCAAAAUGCCACUUUUUGGAUGGGGCACCGUUUUCAUGUGUGUACCUUUAAAUGCAAAUGAGCUACAGCUCCUUUACCAGACAGUGAGCGCUUUCAGUUAAAAUAGAUCUGAUUCCUGUGAAUACAAUCUGAGACGAUACUAUCUUUAGCAGCAUUAGUGCUAACAAUCACAUUUAGAAAAGCUUUUGGGUAAAAUUAACCAGUCAGUCAAUGGUCAUGGGCUUUGUUUGUGCAGUAAUUCCCACACAUUGACUUUACUUAUUCACCCAGGUAUAUUCCCCACCAGCCAUUUUUUUAAAUAAGUUGCCCUCCAGCAUUUUUUGUGAUUUUUACAAAACUUUCACAAAAUGCCAGGAAGAUUUUCUUCUAUAAAUAUAUAAACAUACAAAUUAGGGCUGCAACUAACGAUUAUUUUAAUGAUCGAUUAAUCUGUCGAUUAUUAUUAUUUAUUUAUUUUCGAUUAAUCGAUGAAUCAUAAUAAAAAGCAUUAAUUUCCAACCCUUUAUUCAGAAAACAAACAUGUUGUUCCUUGAACAUCCCUGAGCUGUUAAAGUAAUAAAAAUAAAAUAAAAUAAAAAUGGACUAACACAAAAAACAUACACAUGUAUGCUUUACAUCUGCCAAAUAUAUAGACUUUUUUAAAAUAAACUGCUCCUGAGCUGCCAGAACAAUAAAUAAUUUAUAAAAAAUAUAGAACAAUAUCAGAAGCAAAAUGAUCUGCCAAUGGGGUAAUAAAAAAUAAUCUUAAUCAGAUAUAGACGGUUUCAUCGGACGCACGUGUGCUGACGCGAUACACAUCUGGAUCCGAACUUUCUUCCGGUUUCGGUUUUUUUAAUGGUCUGACUAGUUGCUAAACGGAUCUCUUGAACAAAUGUCUCUUCAAAAAUAACAAAUGUUUUGGUUUCCUAGGUAAUCUGUGUGUUGUUUUUUGCUUGGUAUAUAUAUAUAAACUACGUUUAAAGAACUUUGUUUUUAUUUAUUCUUAGCAGAGUUUACCGGAAGUUACGUGCGGACCACGACAGCUGCUUAUGUUGUUACUGCUGAAACCGUGUAUAUAUAACAGCAACAAGAUUAUUUUUAUUACCCCAUUGGCAGAUAAUUUUGCUUGUUUUGAGCAAACAAUCACUUAAUUUUAAAUGCAUCUUGCUUUGCAUUGCAAACUUGUGUGACAGCUGUCCAGUUGUCAUUAGAAGCACUAGUGCAGUGCCCGUAAAUAAUUUGUUUUUGUGUGUAUUUUUAGUAAUUGUUUAGUAAUUGGUUUGGUGUGUUUGAGUGGUCAUUGUUACAAUAACACCUCAAAAGUUCAGUGACGUUUUUAUUUGUGCAAGGUAGAAAGAAAAUACUGAUAGAAAUAAAACACUGAUACUGACAUAAUUAAGUCCCUUGUUAUUAUGACGUGUAGACUGGCAUUGAUCAUGGUUUAAAACAAAAUAAGCAAGCAACAUGCAAUGCAUUCUAUGUCUGUCAUUCUAAAUAUAUACAAGUCCAUUUUACGUCUUUUAGUUUGUAAACCGAAUUAAAGCGCUGUUUUAGAAAAGCGCACAUGCAAAAUCCUUACAGGCUUUAAGACCCUGGGGAAUCCCUGGCAGCGGUGGACUUGUGCUUGAAUGAAAUAUCCGGAAACAACAGAGAACACAGUUUUUUUUAUACUAAAUCGAUUAUGAAAUUCGUUGCCAACGCUCUCAGUUAUCGAUUGUUAUCAAUUUAAUCAAUUCGUUGUUGCAGCCCUAAUACAAAUGUGUUAGGAAUAAUUGACAAUGGGCCGUUAAAUUAUAAAAAAAAACAAUUCACACCCAAGGUGGUAAUGUGGCACUCCGCAAAGCUGAGUGUUCAUUAUUUUCACAUAAUUCAGUGGACCAGAGUCAAUUAAAUCCGCUUACCACGGUUACCACAAACAUUGCUGGUGACUAUUUUUAACACAUCUGACAGGUCAGAUAUGCUCUUAUCAAAAAAUAAUGCAUACCUGUGGAACAUUUCUCAACCAAUCAGAAUACAGCAUUCAACAGACCCGUAGUAUAAAUCAAAUAAAUAAACAGACCCUCUGCUUUCAAACAAACAAAAUGGGAAACAUGUUACAUCCUACCUUUAUUUGUUCUCAUUUUAUAACUUCUUAAAUAUGAGUAGGCUUCUUUAAAAAUACCGCAUUUUGAAUCUGAAAUAAUUGCAUUUUUGUUGAUUUUUUUAUCAAAGCAUACACAGUGUUUAUAAUUUGUAAAAUUUGUUUUUGCUUCAGUUUUUUAUAAGUGGAUCUAGUGGAUAAUAGCGGAAUUACAGACAACCGUAAAAACUCGUAAGGGAAACAUCAUUGACAGGGAAAUGUUUUCUCUUAAUUGAUGAGAUAACUCGUCUAUGGCGGGGAAAGAGUUAAGUGUGUUAAACUGUGUUUAACUGUUUAACAGAAGGUUUAGAUUGUGAGAUGUGUGGUGCUUCACUCGUGCUAAAGCCCGUGUGUGAUUGUAUAAUUGCAUGUACAUUUGAUGUUCAAAGUUAUUAUUUUUCUGAUUUGUUCAAUUGGUUAUAUUUGUAAAUAUUUUAAUCAUUUGGUACAUUGUCCUGGAUCAGAAGAUGUUACGUGCCAUAACAAUAUAUUUUCUGUAAAUUGUAUUUCUGUACUUGUCACAGUGCCGAAUGAUGAAACGUGUCCAUUGUAACGUGUUUGUCAUUUAAUGUAAGUAGAUAUAUAAAAAAAAUAUAUAUAUAUUUUACUGUAUGUAAGUUCAUCAUUUGUGCUGUGCAGUGUGAUAUGUGAAUAAUAACCACAAUUCUUAGUGAAUAAUAAGAAUAAUGAAAGUUACAUGAAUGUAAACAGAAGUAAAGAGGUUUG